GCGAUUCACGCGGGUUCUCAGUGCAGGAAGAGUUCCGGUAAACACGGUUCUGCUCGGGUUCUCGUCCGGUAAACACGGUUCUGUUCCGGUUCUGCUCGGGUUCUCGUCCGGUUCUGCCCCGGGCAGUGACCGUCAGGCCCGGGUCUGAAGCCCGGGUGUCGACGCUGAGAAGCUGCUUCUGCUCCGCGGUGUGUUACUGGUGUGUGCUGACAUCGUCAACUGGACGGAGAUGUCUCCAGCCUCCACAGAGGAGGGGGGGGGGCGUCCACUGUCUCUGGACGACUGUCGCUGUCCCGUCUGUUUGGAGAUCAUCAUCGAACCUGUGAAACUGCCCUGUACACACACCUUCUGCAAGGUGUGUUUCCUGGAGACGGUGGACAAGGCGGCGCUGUGCUGUCCGAUGUGCAGGAAGAGAGUUUCGUCGUGGGCUCGUCUGAACAGCAGGAGGAACACGCUGGUGGAUCAGCUGCUGUGGCGUCGGAUCCAGAGCAGCUUCCCUCUGCAGUGUGAGCGCCGCCUCCAGGGUCAGGAGGACCAGGACGACCCAGGAGUGUUGGUGUGUGCUCCCUCAGUCAGUCGUCCUGGUGAAGUCCGACAGGAAUACGAGGAUCAGAUCAUGAAGCUGACGGCGGAGAAGCGAGUGAUGGAGGAGGAGGAGAGAAAGGCGAGCAAUGAGUUGAUCCAGAGGCUGUUGGCGGAGGAGGAGGUGGAGCUUCAGGAGGACAGCAGGAGACGAGAAGGAGAUGAGCAACUCGCCAGACUCCUCAACAACCAGCUGAACUCUUCGCCGGUGACCGGAAACAUCCCGCCUGCUGCCGUGACUCCUCCCACUAACAGACAGAAGGAAGUCGGAUCCAUCGACAGGUUCUUCAGUCCUCUUCCAUCCAAAACAACCUCAGACUGCAGCUCCGCCUCCAACAGCCUCGACAACAAGGAGAACGUGGUGGUCUCUCAGCUGCUGGAGAACAGACGACCUGCAUCGACUAAGAGGACAAACUCUGACCUGGAGAUAACAGACGAGGAGGCGACCACCUCCACACGAGGCUGCCCCCCCUCCUCCUCCCCCCCAUCUCCUGUGGGGGGGCUGGAGUCGGAGCUGCUGAGUCCACAGCGGCGACAGGAGGAGGCCGAUCGGCGGUUCGCUCAGCUCCUCCAGAAGGAGCUGGACCACGAGGAGAAGCUGAGAAACACAGACAGACGCAAAGGUUCUGCUGAUGCUUACCAGCUCCGGGACAAAGGAGGGAAGGUCGCUGUCGCCAUGCCGACCGGAUCGUCCAGGAAGAGGACGAAGAUCUCCUCCACCUCCUCCUCCACCUCCUCCUCUUUUUCCUCCUCCUCCUCCUCCUCGUCCUCGUCCUCCUCCAGCAAGAGACAGAAACAGACCACCCUCACUGACAUGUUCUCCAUGAACAGCUGAAGCCUUCCCUCUCUCUCUCCCUCUCUCUCUCCCUCUCUCUCUCUCUCUCUCCCUCUCCCCCUCUC
Limanda limanda (common dab) is the source of this 1482-nucleotide messenger RNA. It is a transcript of the gene rnf168, whose product is annotated as ring finger protein 168. Gene Ontology annotation, biological process: double-strand break repair. The record is from RefSeq and is a predicted model, not a curated record. Gene Ontology annotation, molecular function: ubiquitin-protein transferase activity; metal ion binding; nucleosome binding. The transcript has 8 exons. Gene Ontology annotation, cellular component: nucleus; site of double-strand break. The coding region runs from base 230 to 1417 and encodes 395 amino acids. Lineage: Eukaryota; Metazoa; Chordata; Actinopteri; Pleuronectiformes; Pleuronectidae.